Molecule: messenger RNA, 924 nt
Organism: Vitis riparia (riverbank grape)
Lineage: Eukaryota; Viridiplantae; Streptophyta; Magnoliopsida; Vitales; Vitaceae
Exons: 2
Coding region: 123-473 (116 amino acids)
Source: RefSeq, a predicted model, not a curated record
UGACAGAAUCAUAUAAGAAAACUGCCUCAGCGUAUUAGGCGUCAGCCACUGCUGAGUGAAGAAAGUGGGGCAAUUCGUAGACUCUUUUUUUGGCUUGUUGAGAGAAAGGGAGCUUGAAUUUGAUGGAGGAUUUCAGAUCGAAAUCAUGUGGAGAUGGAAGAAUGCAGAUGGAAAGCUACCAUGGGGGAGGGGGAGGACCCACUUCCACUGGUAUGCAAGAUCUCAGGUGUUACAGUGCUUCAUAUGCUUAUCCACCCCAAACCCAGAUGGGCAAUGACCCCAAGUUCAAGAAGGGCAAGUCCACUAAUGGGUCUCUCUCCAAGGCUUGGAGUUUCAGCGAUCCUGAGUUGCAGAGGAAGAAAAGGGUUGCCAGCUAUAAGGUCUAUGCUGUUGAGGGCAAGAUGAAGGGCUCUCUGAAGAAGAGCUUCAGGUGGCUCAAGGAUAGGUACACCAGAGUGAUCCAUGGGUGGUGAUCGUUUCUGCAGUACUUGGGCUCUGGUUGCUUGGAUUGAAUUGGAAUUGGAAAUGGAAAUGGAGGCCUCAAUUCCGAAUCCAAAGUUUUGGUUGCUACGUACAGAAUUUAAUUCUUCCAGUCAGGUACAAGACAUGGGUUUACUCAUUCAAAGUUUGGGACUCAAGCAACCGAUUUGCUCAGAAUAUAGGGUAUUCCAAAGUAUAUUGAUUUUGGAUUGCAGCAGUUGUGCACUCUUCGCUUCCUAAAUUGGGUUUUCAAAGAAACUGUGAUUAGUGGUUUUUUGAAUUGGAAAAAUGUCUCAAAUCCCAAUAUGGUCCAGCAUCAGGUUUUAAGCUUAUGGUGUAGCAUAUUUUGCUCAUGAAUGAUAUGUAAAAUUUGGUUUGAUGAAGAGAUUUUUGUCUGCCAACUUAUUUGUUAAUUCUAGCUUUGUAUCUUGAGAUUGUUCUGCU